UGGCCCCGCCCUCGCCCGCGGCUCACGUAGAUCAUCCAGCGGGCGUAACGCUGGCGCAGGUUGUGCAGCACGGCUGCCUCGUUGAGGUGCGUCAUCAUGGCCAUGUCCUCAAUGCAGGGGCAGGAGGCCUGGCAGAAUGGGUGCUGAUGGAGCUACAGGGGGCGAUCGAGGCUCGCCACAGCACCGGAUUAGCUGGAAACCUCCUACAGGGGGCGAUCGAGGCUCGCCACAGCACCGGAUUAGCUGGAAACCUCCUACAGGGGGCGAUCGAGGCUCGCCACAGCACCGGAUUAGCUGGAAACCUCCUACAGGGGGCGAUCGAGGCUCGCCACAGCACCGGAUUAGCUGGAAACCUCCUACAGGGGGCGAUCGAGGCUCGCCACAGCACCGGAUUAGCUGGAAACCUCCUGGGAGACCUGCAUGACACCACUGAGGGACUCCCUGUGCUGAUCGCGGGCCAUCAUAUCCUGUAUGGGAAAAUCAUCCGCCUGGAGAAACCUUUGGCCGUCCUAGUCAAGCAAGCUCCGGGGGAGCAGGACUGUGAUGAGCUUGGCCACGAGACUGGCACCCAGUACCUGGUGACAGCACUCAUCAAAAACGAGAUCCUUUUCAAAACCCGCCCUAAGCCCAUGAUCACCAACGUCCCCAAGAAA
Messenger RNA from Jaculus jaculus (lesser Egyptian jerboa), 653 nucleotides. RefSeq names its product chromosome transmission fidelity protein 8 homolog. Lineage: Eukaryota; Metazoa; Chordata; Mammalia; Rodentia; Dipodidae. Gene Ontology annotation, cellular component: Ctf18 RFC-like complex. Gene Ontology annotation, biological process: mitotic sister chromatid cohesion. The annotation marks the transcript as partial. The transcript is spliced from 2 exons. The record is from RefSeq and is a predicted model, not a curated record.